ACUCACUUUUCACAUGUAGUAGUUGUGCAGGGGUCAAAGCGGACAAGUGGAGAGCACAGGUUGGAGUGCCUUCUUUAGUAUAUUUUUGAACAAAUGCUCGGUUUUAGACAUAAAUUCUACCUGGAAGUUGUGUUACUGGUGAGUACUGGAGAAAGACUUUUGUAUCAACGCAAUGGCCUACACCGCAUUCACACAAGCACACCUAUAUGGAAAGCAAGUAUCUGCAAAAGAGAAGGACAAAUCCAGCAUUCAGUGCAUUGAACGCUAUGAUCGGAAUUUGUAUUUUGGGACCAAAGAUGCAACGAUCAAACACCUCCGCAUGUUUGUGACGAAGGCAGGCAUAUGUCAGCGCCCUCCCCUGCAGUGGCCUCGGGAGGUGCUGGCAGCAGCAGUGUGUUUUCCUUACAUCGUAACUCUGCACCCUCAAGUGCUGUCUGUGUACAACAUGUUGGAUCAGCAGUGCAAACAGACUGUGAGCCUCAGCAGAGCAAAAGGUCUGCUGUCCACUUCAGAUGGCGUGUUAGUGUUCACGGACAGCGCCAUUUUUAGCCUGUGUCUCAUGCAGCUGGAAGAGCAGAUUCAUGCACUUGUAGGCCAGAAGAGGGUUGAGGAAGCUUUACUGCUGCUGGAUGGACUUCAAAACCACAUUCCACGUGACUCAUGCAAGGAGCUGCAAAAGUCUGUCACAUGUCUGGCUGGAUUUGUGCAUUUCUACAGGGAGGCUUUUUCAGAAGCUAUGGGUUUAUUCAUUAAAGGUGAGCUGGACCCCAGAGAAAUCAUCAGCCUUUACCCAAACAUGGAAUCUUGUCUCUGCGAGCCCUUUCAAUCCCGGUUUGAUGAGGUGAGCAGGGACAGAGAUCUCCACAUGCUCUCACAAGAGGACAGAAACACAUUUCAUCAUUACCUGGAUUUCCUUGGAGAUUUUCUCUCAGCAGUUCGAGGACUGGAGCACAGUCAGAUGUGCAUGAAGGAGGUGGACAGCGCCCUCCUGAGGCUGUACACAGUAACAGGCGAUACUGGCGAACUGCAACGGCUUGUGACUGGUCCCAACAUGUGCUGUUUGGAACACUGUGUUCCUGUUUUGGAGCAACAUAACAGAUUUUUUGCAUUAGGUUCACUAUAUCAAAGCCACGGAAAUGAUUGUGAUGCUAUAAAGACUUGGAUGACGACUGCAGAUGGAAACCAAGACACGUCCUGCACAGAUGCAUACGGACACAUUGUGUGGACUCUCACUCAGUUGCGGGACAGCAGUGUAGUGUGGACAUUUGCAGACUGGACCCUCCAAAGAAAUCAAGAGGUAGGUGUUCAGAUUUUCACCAAGCGAUCCCCAGACAACCAGCUGGUGUCACAAGACGUCCUUGAUCUCUUAGAGAAGUACCCGGUGGCUUUGUGUUUAUAUGUGGAGUUCUUAGUUAACGACCUAGACAGUGAGGAACAAAGUCAUCAUAGUUGUCUGGCUCUGGCAUAUGUUGCUCAAGCACUGCAAGCGAGAGAGGAAGCAGGUUUGACGGCAACCAGACAGAAAUUACAGCGACUGCUGUGGGGCUCAGUCUUUUAUGACAUCACCACUGUAUACGAGAUAGUGAAGACAACACCCUUCCACACAGAAGCAGCCAUCCUUCUUGGUAGGUCAGGGAACCACUUCCCGGCUCUGCAGGUGCUUGUGCAUCAGGUGCGAGACCCCCAGGCUGCAGAGGCCUACUGCUACAGGGUUGCCGAGGAUCAGGACGUGCACUUCAAGGAGUCCUUGCUGCUUAGUUUGCUUGGCAUUUACCUGAGCUUAUUCGAUACGAGCACCGCUGCAAUACAUCUGCUCAACAACAACCCUCAGGUGUUUCCAGCACAGGCAGUGUUGCAGCUCCUGCCCGGAUCCUGGUCUAUUCAGCUGCUCUCGCAGUUCCUACAUGGAUCCCUCAGGGCGACUCUGCACCAGAGACGGAUGGUGAAACUGCAAAAGGCUCUGGUGCAGGUGGAGCUCCUGAGGCACAAAGUGAUGUGGAUGCAGCAGGCCUCCAAUACGAAGUUCAGAAUGGACACGGGUCAGGUGUGUACGGUUUGCCAGAGAGAGCUUACAGAGGUGGUGUUUGCCCGCAGCCUGCAGGGCGAGAUGAUGCACGUGAACUGCUCCGGAUGUUCACCAUCACAGACACACCAAUAGAGUUUUGGCUGUUUAUACAAAAAUGUGUGCACAAGCGCCUCCACGCCCUCGAGAAUCACAUUCAUUUCCAGCUGGAUUAGUGUGUGCCUCUUGCCUGAUCAUUUUGCAAGAUUAGACUGUGUCAUCCAGGUGCACUCACUUACAAGGAGUCAGUUCAUGGACCUUGGACCAGACAUGUUCCCUAAUUAGGAAAAAGAAAAUAUAUUGUGCAAAUAACCAGUUUUGAAAUGCGAAAGAGCAAAUGGUGCAGUUUUUGGGAACGGCGUGUCUGGGCCAUUUCUUACAGAAUCUGUAGACAGAAAGAGCUGCAAACUGACUUGUGGAGGACUCUGAGGGGUUAUGUAUUCAGUGAUCAGUCAGUGGAAAACAUGGAAACCACCUGUGGUCAACCUGCAGACUAAAGGGAAUGUGAGCGUCCGCCGCCACUGUAUAUAUGCAUCCUCACCAUCAUGGUUUCCACUGACUGUAAACUUGUCUGCAGAGCUGGAAAUAGCAGGUCAACAGCUGGAUGAACACGAGACACAGCGGAUGCAUUAAUAUACAUUUGUGAUUAAAAAUAAAUCACAAUUACAGGUUUAAAAAUAAAAAGUAAACACUGUGGGGAAGUGCA
Molecule: messenger RNA, 2768 nt
Organism: Thalassophryne amazonica
Lineage: Eukaryota; Metazoa; Chordata; Actinopteri; Batrachoidiformes; Batrachoididae
Product: transforming growth factor-beta receptor-associated protein 1-like
Biological process (GO): intracellular protein transport; vesicle-mediated transport; autophagy
Cellular component (GO): membrane; cytoplasm
Source: RefSeq, a predicted model, not a curated record